UAAUUUCCUGCCGUUUUAAAAAACUCUUCUCUGUAGCCCUGCUGCGUCUUCCGCCGUGUCGCGACGCAUCUAUUAACCAGAAUUGUGCUUUGUAAUUAAAAGCUAAUCGAUUGGAGAUGAACGUGAUCGAUCAUGUGCGGGAUAUGGCAGCGGCCGGGCUGCACUCCAAUGUCCGGAUCAUCAGUAGUUUACUCCUGACCAUGAGCACCAACAACCCGGAGCUUUUCUCGCCGUCUCAGAAGUACCAGCUGCUGGUGUACCACGCCGAUGCUAUUUUCCACGAUAAAGAGUACAGGAACGCAGCCUGUAAGUAUAACAUGGCUUUACAGCAGAAGAAAGUUAUCAGCAAAACAUCUAAAGUGCGUCCAUCCAGCACAGGAGGCACAACCUCUGCGGUGCAGGCUCAGAACUUGCCGUCAGAGAUUGAAGUGAAAUAUAAAAUCGCAGAGUGUUACACUAUUCUGAAGCUGGAUAAAGAUGCCAUAUCAGUGCUGGAGGGAAUUCCUUCACGCCAGAGAACGCCAAAGAUCAACAUGAUGCUGGCGAAUCUUUACAGAAAGGCUGGUCAGGAGCGCUCAGCUGUCACCAGCUAUAAGGAGGUCUUGAGACAGUGUCCUCUGGCUCUCGAUGCUAUUAUCGGGCUUCUAUCUCUGUCGGUGAAGGGGGCAGAGGUCGCUUCCAUGACGAUGGACGUGAUUCAGAGCAUCCCAAAUCUUGACUGGCUUUCUGUCUGGAUUAAAGCACAUGCUUUUAUACACGGAGGAGACAAUCAGAGAGCCAUCAACACGAUCUGCUCUUUGGAGAAGAAGUCGCUCUUGAGGGACAACGUUGAUCUUUUAGUCACUCUGGCGGAUGUUUACUUCAGGGCCGGAGACACCAAGAACUCCAUCUUGAAGUUCGAGCAGGCGCAGAUGCUUGACCCCUACCUGAUCAAAGGUAUGGAUGUGUACGGGUAUCUGAUGGCCAGGGAGGGUCAUCUGGAAGACGUGGAGGUUCUCGGAGGACGGCUCUUCAACAUAUCUGACCAGCAUGCUGAGCCCUGGGUCAUAUCCGGAUGUCACAGUUUCUACAGCAAGCGUUACUCUCGCGCUCUGUAUCUGGGAGCUAAAGCCAUCCAGCUGAACAGCAACAGCGUGCAGGCGCUGCUCCUGAAGGGGGUGGCGCUGAGGAACAUGGGCCGAGUGCAGGAAGCCAUCAUACACUUCAGAGAAGCCAUGAGACUGGCACCCUGUCGGCUGGACUGCUACGAAGGUCUGAUCGACUGUUAUCUUGCCUCUAAUGGUAUCCGGGAGGCUAUGGGAAUGGCUAACAAUAUUUACAAGACCCUGGGAGCGAACGCCCAAACUCUCACCAUCCUGGCCACAGUGUGUCUGGAAGAUCCCAUGACCCAGGAGAAGGCCAAGACACUGCUGGACAAAGCCCUCGCUCAGCGGCCCGACUAUAUCAAAGCUGUCGUGAAGAAAGCAGAGCUCCUCAGUCGAGAACAGAAGUAUGAGGAAGGAAUAGCACUUCUACGAAACACAUUAGCCAAUCAGAGCGACUGCGUGCUGCACAGGAUGCUGGGGGAUUUUCUCGUAGCUGUUAAUGACUAUCAGGAGGCCAUGGACCAGUACAGUAUAGCGCUAAGCCUCGAUCCAAAUGACCAGAAGUCUCUGGAGGGCAUGCAGAAGAUGGAGAAGGAGGAGAGUCCCACGGACGCCACGGUGGAGCUGGACGGUGAUGAUAUGGAGGGCAGCGGGGAGGAAGGAGAUCUGGAGGGCAGCGACAGCGAGGCGGCGCAGUGGGCCGAUCAGGAGCAGUGGUUCGGCAUGCAGUGACCCUCAGCCCUCCCUAAGAGACUCUUCAGAGAAAACAUCCACGCACUUGGAUUGAGGUGUGUGUGUGUGUGUGUGUGUGUAAGUAAGUGCAGAGACGCCAUAAUGCUCACUGCUGCCGUCUGGUGGGGAGUUACGGACACUGACAUUAGUCGGCUUGGUGGAUGACAUUUUGUUGGCUUUUUGAUUCAUUUGGUCACUUGUCCUCAGAUUUCCCAGUUGUCAUUUUUUUUCACAUCAAAAGAUUAUGAGAAUCCAGCACUACAAAGAGUGUGGGCAGAAGGAUGGUAUGAUCCGAACACGCAUGUAUUUACUAAAAACUACUCUCAGUAGGUAAUCAUCAUGGGUUUUAAAGUUGCUGAUUUGUCAAUCCUGUAAUUUAUUUAGCAUGCUCUUUUGAGCUAUUUGCAGUAAAAGUGAUGAUCGUUAAAGAGGCAUCUUUAAAUCAACCUCAGUCCCAUAAAAUCUUUUUUUUUUUUUUCUUCCUCUCUGGUGAGUGUGACAAACACAUCGUCACCUUUCACACCAAAAUAAAAAAGAAAGUGUUUUAUGAAUAUUUCACCUUUUUGACAUUUAAGCACUUUUCAGCCAUUUUUCUUUAUUUUUAGUUCUGUUAAAAAAUGAUCCAUAUUUGUACGUAAUGUGUGUGGUUUAUAUUUAUGUAUAUAUAAUAUACACACGUACAACAUGUAUUUUGAAAAAAAAAAAGUAUUUGCAUGUGUGUAUAUAUCUAUUUUCAUAUACUUUGUCAGUUUUUUUUUCUUAAAUAUACACCUGCAUUUGUGUGUAUAUAUACAUAAUAAAUAUACACACUACACACAAUGUAAAGAAAAAUAUUUGAAACUUUUUUUUUUUUUGGGUGCGAUUAACCGUUUAACAGAACUACUUAUUGUACAUUUGUUUAAUGCUCUUUCAAAGUGGUGAUUUCAAGAUAACGCGAUCUGUUUUCUGCGUAUUUUUUUUGGGUGGGGGAUUUUGGUGUGAAUACAAAACUUUAUUCAUGAACAUGUUUAACAGCAUGCAGUCAUUCAUUCCUGUAGCCCUUUCUCAUCGUUUGUCUUCUUUUAAUGUUUCUAAAUUGCUGUAAAUAAGACUAUUUUUUAAAUGUUUUGGAAUUAAAAUCAUGGCGUUCUGUUACUA
This is a messenger RNA of Puntigrus tetrazona (Sumatra barb), 2954 nucleotides long. It is a transcript of the gene anapc7, whose product is annotated as anaphase promoting complex subunit 7. The record is from RefSeq and is a predicted model, not a curated record. Gene Ontology annotation, molecular function: protein binding. Lineage: Eukaryota; Metazoa; Chordata; Actinopteri; Cypriniformes; Cyprinidae. Gene Ontology annotation, biological process: cell division. The coding region runs from base 117 to 1817 and encodes 566 amino acids. The transcript is spliced from 11 exons.